AUGGCCGCUGAAGCCCCUACAUCAAACGGCACUGCUGGAGAAAGAAAUGCCAUUGGUAUCUCUUUUGGAAACUCCAACAGCUCAAUCGCCUACACAACAGUCGAGGAUAAAGCUGAAGUUAUUGCCAACGAGGAUGGUGAUCGUCAAAUUCCCACCAUUUUGUCUUAUAUCCACGGUGACGAAUACAAUGGUCAACAAGCCAAGCAACAACUCAUUAGAAACAGCGGAAACACCGUUGCGUAUUUCAGAGAUUUCCUAGGACAAGACUUCAAGUCGAUAGACCCUACACACUGCCAUGCUUCAGCACACCCUUUGGACCACGAGGGCACGAUCGCAUUCAAGAUUCAAGACAAGGAAGAGGGUGAACCAUCGACUGUCACCGUCUCCGAGGUAGCAACAAGAGUAAUCCGUCGUCUCGCACAAUCCGCCUCGGACUUCUCUGGAAAGCCAGUCAACUCGGCCGUUAUUACAGUCCCAACAAAUUUCACCGAUAGUCAAAAGGCAGCAUUGACAAAGUCUGCAACCGACGCUGGACUCGAGGUUUUACAGCUCAUCAGUGAGCCUGUAGCUGCUUUAUUAGCUUAUGACGCAAGGUCAGAGAGCAAGGUCGCGGACAAGAAUGUGAUUGUUGCAGAUCUUGGAGGAACCCGUUCAGAUGUCGCAGUUAUCGCAUCAAGAGGAGGCAUGUAUACCGUCUUGGCCACUGCACACGAUUACGAAUUCGCUGGUGUUCACCUGGAUAAAGUUCUCAUGGAUCACUUUUCCAAGGAAUUUUUCAAGUGGAACUCGAUUGAUCCCCGGGAGAAUGCUCGAAGUCUCGCAAAACUCACAUUAGAAGCCGAGGCUACCAAGAAAGCACUUAGCAUCGGAACAAACUCCAACUUCAGCGUUGAGAGCUUGGCAGAGGGUAUCGAUUUCUCUUCUACCAUUAAUAGACUCAGAUAUGAGACAAUCGGACGUAAAGUCUUCGAUGGUUUCAACAGAUUAAUUGCGAGCGUUGUUAAGAAGGCUGGAUUGGAUGCUUUGGAAAUUGAUGAGAUCAUCCUUUCUGGUGGCACAUCGCACACCCCAAAAAUCGCAUCCAACGUCCAAUAUAAUUACCCUAACGCCACUGUCCUUGCCCCAUCCACGAGCGCCACUGCUAUCAAUCCUUCUGAAUUGCAAGCUCGUGGAGCUGCCCUUCAAGCAUCUCUCAUUCAAGAAUUUGAUGCCCAGGAUAUCGAGCAAUCUACCCACGCUGCCGUUACUACCGUUCAGCACCUCACAAAUGCCAUUGGUGUUCUUUCCAUCUCCGGAGACAGUGAUAAGGGUGUCUUUACGCCAAUUGUUGCUGCCGAGACUGCUGUCCCAGCCCGCCGAACUCUCGAAAUUGCCGCUCCUAAAGAAGGUGGUGAUGUUUUGAUUAAGAUUGUCGAGGGAGGAUCGCACAUCAAGGUCACUAAACCAGAGGCAAAGUCUAAACCAAACGGUGCUAAGGUAGAGGACGCAAACUCUGAUGAUUCGGAGGAGGACGACAGCGAGGAAGAAGAAGAGGAACAACGUGAGAGAAUCUGGAAGGUCGGAAAUGUUCUCGCCGAGGCCGCAAUUAAGGGUGUCAAGAAGGGUGGCAAGGUCGAAGUUAUGAUCAACAUCAGCAAGGAUUUGUCAGUUACCGUAACUGCACGUGAAGUUGGAGAGAAGGGAGGCGUUAGAGGAAACCUCGUAGCUCCUUCAAGCUAA
Sclerotinia borealis F-4128 is the source of this 1719-nucleotide messenger RNA. Lineage: Eukaryota; Fungi; Ascomycota; Leotiomycetes; Helotiales; Sclerotiniaceae. The record is from the annotation of a GenBank genome assembly.